Rotaria sordida is the source of this 1530-nucleotide messenger RNA. The record is from the annotation of a GenBank genome assembly. NCBI's taxonomy places the organism in Eukaryota, Metazoa, Rotifera, Eurotatoria, Philodinida, Philodinidae.
AUGACAAUUGAUCUAAAUAAAAUAUCGACGACGACUACUCCAUUUGCACUUAUCGAAGAAUACAGUGCUAUUAAAACUGAAAAAGAAAUUCUCUUUUCAAUGCAUACUGUUUUUCGUGUCGAUGAUAUCAAACAAUCAGUUAGCAAUAGUCGUCUUUGGGAAGUUCAAUUGAGUCUCACCAGCGACAAUGAUCCACAAUUGGCUGCUCUUACUAAUCACAUACGAGAGGAUGCUCAAGGAUCCACCGGAUGGCAUCGCCUGGGGCAUUUGAUGAUCAAAGUGGGUCACUACAACCAAGCUGAAGAACUCUACAAUGAAUUACUCAAAAAAGCUUCCAGUGACAGUGAUAGAGCACUUAUUUAUCCCCAGCUUGGAAUUUUGAAAUUACAACAAGGAAAAUAUAACGAAGCAGUCUCAUUUUAUGAAAAGUCACUCGAAAUCAAGAGAAAAGCUUUUCCAGAAGAUCAUUCUUUCUUGGCAAAGGCCUGCAAUAACAUUGGUUUUGCGUAUAAGAGCAUGGGUGACUACUCGAAAGCACUUGAAUUUUACGAAAAAGCACAUAAAAUACUCGAAAAAGCUCUGCCUCCAAAUCAUCUCUCAUUGGCUACUCUCUACAGCAACAUCGGUGUAGUGUAUAAAAACUUGGGUGACUACUCGAAAGCACUUGAAUCUUACGAAAGAGCACAUAAAAUCUACGAAAAAGCUCUACCUCCGAAUCAUCCUGAAUUGGCUGCUUCCUACAGCAACAUCGGUGAAGUGUAUCGCAUCAUGAGUGACUACUCGAAAGCACUUGAAUUUUACGAAAAAACACAUAAAAUGUACGAAAAAGCUCUGCCUCCGAAUCAUCCCGAUUUGGCUUCUUCCUAUAACAACAUCGGUUUGGUGUAUGAUGAUAUGGGUGACUAUUCAAAAGCACUUGAAUUUUACGAAAAAGCACAUAAAACCUAUGAAAAAGCUCUGCCUCCGAAUCAUCCCAAUUUGGCUACUUCACACAACAACAUCGGCGGAGUGUAUAACAGCAUGGGUGACCACUCGAAAGCACUUGAGUUUUACGAAAAAGCACAUAAAAUCCUUGAAAAAGCUCUGCCUCCGAAUCAUCCCAAUUUGGCUACUUCCUACAACAACAUCGGUGAAGUGUAUGAUGACAUGGGUGCCUACUCGAAAGCACUUGAAUUUUACGAAAAAUCAUAUAAAAUAAAAGAAAAAGCUCUGCCUUCGAAUCAUCCCUCACUGGCUACUUCCUACAGCAACAUCGGUCUCGUGUAUAAGAGCAUGGGUGACUACUCAAAAGCACUUGAAUUCUAUAUAAAAGCACUUAAAAUAAGAGAAAAAGCCCUGCCUCCGAACCAUCCCUCACUGGCCACUUCCUACAACAACAUCGGAAUGGCGUAUCUCGGCAAAGGAGAUUACUCAAAAGCACUCUCAUUCUUAGAAAAGGCACUUGUUAUCUUCCAAAAAUCACUCCGACCUAAUCAUCCUGAUAUUAAAACAGUCACAAACACAAUUGACUAUGUAAAAAAGAAAAUGUAA